This is a messenger RNA of Trichechus manatus latirostris (Florida manatee), 2732 nucleotides long. It is a transcript of the gene KYAT1, whose product is annotated as kynurenine aminotransferase 1. The coding region runs from base 780 to 2180 and encodes 466 amino acids. Gene Ontology annotation, molecular function: pyridoxal phosphate binding; L-kynurenine:2-oxoglutarate transaminase activity. The record is from RefSeq and is a predicted model, not a curated record. Gene Ontology annotation, cellular component: cytoplasm; mitochondrion. The transcript has 10 exons. Lineage: Eukaryota; Metazoa; Chordata; Mammalia; Sirenia; Trichechidae. Gene Ontology annotation, biological process: biosynthetic process.
GAGCAUCUACCACCUGAUGUUGAGUCUCAGCUCUGCCAUUAGCCACUGUGUGACUCUCGGCCGGUCACUGCCCUCCCUGAGCCUCAGCAACCCAGUGUGUCUUCAGAGGCAUUGGGGAGCUCUGGGGAGAAAAUGGCAAAUUUUAGACAUGAUAUUUAUUGUUAUGCAGAUCAACUGAGUGGAGCUCAAGCCUGACUCCUCUGCCCCCAGCCACCUGGGAACCACAUACUAGCCCCUCAUCCAACCUCUCAGCCUCUCCAUUUCUCUAGAUGGGUGGUCCCCAGGCAGAGCCAGAAGAAAGGUUAUUGGGGGCCAGAGACGGUAGGGGCCGGGGCUGGUGGGGCCCCCAUCUGUCCAGGGUAGUGGUCAAGAGCAUAAACUUUGCUUCAGACAGAUGUGACAUUAAAGCCUGGCUCUGUCAUGCCCUAACAGGGAGACCUUGGGCAAGUCACUGCAAGUCUCAGCUUCUCCAUCUGCAUAGUGCCUCGUAAGACUAUUGGGAAGAUUAUUUGAUCAGAGUGUUUCAAACUUUGGUCUUGACAAAUGCACUAGUGGGUCAUGAAAUCCACUUAAGGGAGUUCAACAGGUGUUUUUAAAGGAGAGGAGAGAAUAGAAAAUACUGCAAUAGGUAGAUCACAUCUAGAAGGGUGAUGUUUCUGCUCCACAGGGUUUGUGAUGUAAAGAUUAAUUCUUUACUGUGCCUCACGUUCAAAAAAGCUGGAAAGCGCCUGGGCUCGUACAGGCCCUUGGCAUAGUGCUUGGCCACCUAAGCUCAAAGGAUGGGACUAGUUAUGACCCUCACACAGAGUUCCAGGCUGGGGUUGGAAGCUGGUUGUUCAGUUUUUCUAGAACAGGGCCUGUGCCUUCCUUACCCUGCCCUGAAAGCAAGCAGAAGUCCAGGUUGGGAUGGACUGUUACCAACUCUCUGCUUGUCACUCAGGGUGGAGUUUAUCAAACUGGCCAGUGAAAAUGAGACCGUGAACCUGGGCCAGGGCUUCCCCGACUUCGCACCCCCAGACUUUGCCAUGGAAGCCUUUCAGCAUGCUGUCAGUGGGGACUUCAUGCUCAAUCAGUAUACCAAGGCAUUUGGUUACCCACCGCUGACGAAAGUCCUAGCAGAUUUCUUUGGGAAGCUACUGGGGCAGGAGAUGGAGCCGCUCAAGAAUGUCCUGGUGACUGUGGGUGCUUACGGGGCCCUGUUCACAGCCUUCCAGGCCCUGGUGGAUGAAGGAGAUGAGGUCAUCAUCAUUGAACCCUACUUUGACUGUUACGAGCCCAUGACAUUGAUGGCAGGGGGUCGCCCUGUGUUUGUGCCCCUGAAGCCGAGCCCUUCGCAGGACGGGGAACUAGAUUACAGCAGCAACUGGCAGCUGGACCCCACAGAGCUGGCCAACAAGUUCACAUCUCGCACCAAAGCCCUGGUCCUCAACACACCCAGCAACCCGCUGGGAAAGGUCUUCUCCAAGGCAGAACUGGAGCUGGUGGCCAGCCUGUGCCAGCAGCAUGACGUGGUGUGCAUCAGUGAUGAGGUUUACCAGUGGCUGGUCUUCGACGGGAACCAGCACAUCAGCAUUGCCAGCCUCCCUGGAAUGUGGGAACGCACCCUGACCAUUGGCAGCGCCGGCAAGACCUUUAGCGCCACUGGCUGGAAGGUGGGCUGGGUCCUGGGCCCAGAUCAGCUCAUGAAGCACCUGCGGACUGUGCACCAGAACUCUAUCUUUCAUUGUCCCACACAGGCCCAGGCUGCAGUAGCCUGGAGCUUUGAGCGGGAGCAGCAGCACUUCGGCCAGCCCAGCAGCUACUUUGUACAGCUCCUACAGGCCACACAGCACAAACGGGACCACGUGACACGCAGCCUGCAGUCAGUGGGCCUGAGGCCCGUCAUCCCCCAGGGCAGCUACUUCCUUAUCACAGACAUCUCAGACUUCAAGAGCAAGAUGCCCAACUUGCCUGGUGCUGAGGAUGAGGCCUAUGACAGACGUUUCGUCAAGUGGAUGAUCAAGAACAAGGGCUUGUCGGCCAUCCCGGUCUCCAUCUUCUACAGUGUCCCACAUCAGAAGCACUUUGACCACUAUGUUCGCUUCUGCUUUAUAAAGGUAAAGUGCAGGGCUGGGGGAGGGAAGGUCUCUUCAAGCUCCUCGAGGUCCUCUGGGAAGAAGGGUAGCACCGAACUGUGUUGAUGCAGGAUGAAGCCACGCUCCAGGCCAUGGACAAGAAGCUUCAGAAAUGGAAGGCUGAGCUCACUCCCUGAAGUUGUCCCCUUGGCCCUGUCUCAUCCUCUUCCUUCCUACCUGCUAUGUGGGGAUCCGUGUUUGUUCAGGUUUCAGCCUUUCCCAGGUUGGGGGUAGAUGAUGCUGGGGGAACCCCUUCUAUGUGACCCAGAAUGUCCCCAGAGAAGAGCCCCUCUUCUGGGUCUUGGGGAGCCAAGAGUCCUGUCCUGAUAGUACCUACUCUUCUGUCUUUGAGUGACCUGGGCUUCACCCUGUCCCUCCCUAGGUCAGGUAGUAAGUAGGGCCUUGGGUCCCCUCUGGCCUUCCCUGACUUGGCUGGGAUUCAGAGGGCAGAGUCCAGCAAUAUAUUAGGCCUCAAGUCCUGGCCCUGUCCCCAGCCCUGCACUGGCCCGAGAAGGCUCAGGCAUCCCCCUGCCUCUCCUUGUCUAACCUUGACUUGAGAAGUUGCCUGUAGACCUGAAUCCUCAAGCCAGUACUUGUUCACAAUAAAGUUUCAAACUA